GGCGCUCCCGCGCGCACCCGGCCGCCCGAGCGAUAUUAAAAUGUCUGAUGAUGCCAGUGACGCCCUAGCCACAGGAGACAAAGAAGAAACAACCACGAUGCCCAAUAGUGAUUCUCCUGCUGAAGAGAAGGGAGAGCACUGUGAUGUGGCUGUGACUGCAAGUGAGCUUAUGCCCACUGACCCUGGAGAUGUUCAUGACAACACAGCUACUCAGGAUGUAGGGCUUGCUGCUUCUGUGCAUGCUGAGCAGCCCCGAGACCCCUGUACCAUGGAUACCUCCUACAAUGGAGAAGUGCCCGAGGAUGACCUGGUUGAGUGCAUUGACUCCGUCAGCCUUGAGACAGAACCAGGAUCUGAAAUACCCCUGAAAGAACAGAAUAGCCCGACGGCAGAUCCCCCGCCACAUGGUGGAAGAUGGACUGGCUGGGGCUCCUGGGGCAAAUCUCUGCUCUCCUCAGCAUCUGCCACAGUAGGUCAUGGAUUAUCAGCGGUCAAGGAAAAGGCAGGGGCCACCCUGCGGGUCCACACUGCCCCUUCUGGCUCCGCUGAUGGGACUCAACCUGACGCUGAGCACGAAGUUCCUCAGACAGAGGCAGCGCCAGCUCAGAGUCCCACGGAAAGCUCCCCCUCUUCCCCUUCAUCUGGGUCUCGGGGCGUCUUCUCGGCCAUCACCAAUGCGGUCCAGAACACGGGCAAAAGCGUCUUAACGGGCGGUCUUGAUGCUCUGGAAUUCAUUGGCAAGAAAACCAUGAAUGUCCUCGCGGAAAGUGACCCAGGCUUUAAAAGGACCAAGAACCUCAUGGAGAGAACCGUUUCCUUAUCUCAGCUGUUAAGGGAAGCCAAGGAGAAGGAGAAGCAGAGACUGGCCCAGCAGCUCCCGGACGAGAGGACUGUGCACUAUGGGCUGCUGUUUGACGAGUACCAAGGCUUGUCACACCUGGAAGCCCUGGAGAUUCUGUCCAAUGAAAGUGAAAGCAAGGUUCAGUCAUUUUUAGCUUCACUUAAUGGAGAGGAGCUGGAGCUCUUAAAACAUGACCUAAUUUCCAUUAAAGACAUCUUCGCAGCCAAAGAAUUAGAGAAUGAAGAGAAUCAAGAAGAACCAGGCCCAGAAGAAAAGGGAGAAGAAUUCGCUAGCAUGCUCACAGAGCUUCUCUUCGAAUUACAUGUUGCGGCCACGCCUGACAAACUCAAUAAGGCCAUGAAGAAAGCUCACGAGUGGGUGGAAGAAGAUCAGACCAUUGGGUCCAUAGAUUUGACAGAUGAGUCAGAAGACAAAACUGAAAAGGAAGACAAGGCAGAGAAAUCUGAAAUCUCCAAAGAAGAAGGCAAGGGAGGAAAAACAACAAGGACAAUUGAGGAAGUCUGCAGGCUCUCCAUCGAGAGUCUGGCAGAGGUGACGGCCCGCUGCAUUGAGCAGCUCCAUAAAGUUGCAGAAUUAAUUCUUCAUGGACAAGAAGAGGAAAAAUCAGCUCAGGACCAAGCAAAAGUUCUCAUCAAAUUAACUACUGCAAUGUGCAAAGAAGUUGCUACCCUAUCCAAGAAGUUUACAACUUGUUUAACCACGGUCGGGAGCGACAAGAAGGCCGAGGUCCUUAACCCCAUGAUCAAUAGUGUAUAUGUAGAGGGCUGCAACAGCACGACCUACAUCCAGGACGCCUUCCAGCUGCUGCUGCCGGUGCUGCAGGUCUCCCACAUCCACACGGCCGCCCCGAAGCCCAGCCCCGACCCGGGCCAGGCCCCGCCGCUCUGACCCGCGCUGGCAGGCACGUUCCCCGCCGGACACGCGCCGCGCCGCUCUGCACCGGCCGGAGGACCCAGCUGUAAAGAGACCGUCCGUCCUCUUCCGACCACCCUGUUAUUUUUACACGGAAUUGUGCCCUUUUGUGUGUUAAUUUAAACUUGCACCGCUUGGCGAUCAUUUCCUGUCAUCUGAAAAUCUCGUUCUUUUCCAUUUUGCUGGCCAAGCCUGCCAAUUUUAGAAGUUAACGAGCAGACCUGGACUAUUUUUUUUUUUUUUUUUGGUUAAUGAAUCCUUUAAACGCCCACCUUCAGUGUUCCCAUUCUGCAAUAGGAAUGACAUCACCACGUCAUUCUUAGCCUGGACUUAAGUUCUGUUACAUUCUUGUCAUGGGCAGAAGAUAACACUACCGGGGCCAGAGAUAGUGCAGCGGGUAGGGUGUUUGCUUGCAUGCUGCUGACCCAGGUUUGAUCCCUGGCACCCUGUAUGCCCCGCACCCCCAAGUGCUGCCAGGGGUGAUCCCUGAGCACAGAGCCAGGAGUAAGCCCUGAGCAUCACAGGGUGUGGCCCCAAACAAACACAAACAAAUGAUCACACUACCUAGAGGUUUUUCUUGUUACGGUAAGGGAGAAAUCUGUGUCUCUGUGCAGCCAUUCAUUCUUAGAACAGCACUAGCUGAGCCCCUACUCACAAGUAGGAACAUGAUCAAACCAGCAGAGGCAGACAUUCUAAAAAGGCAGCUUAUAAUAUUUCUUUUUCUUGGGGAGGGUCACACCCGAUGGUGCACAGGGGUUACUCCUAGCUCUGCACUUAGGAAUUACUCUUCGCGGUGCUCAAGGGACCAUAUGGGAUGCUGGGAAUCGAACCCGGGUUGGCCAUGUGCAAGGCAAAUGCCCUACCCGCUGUGCUAUCACUCCAGCCCUAUAAUAUUUCUUAAGAUGCUUAAAUCUUUGUAGCUGUCCUAAACCUGCCCAGUUUUGAAGGACAAAGUAAAUAGGUGACUCCUAAAUGUUAUGCCACUCCAGGAUUCAGUGUCAUUUUCUUUGUGGGGAGUGCCGGGCCCCCCAGGUGCUCAGGAGACGGGGGUUGUGCAGAGGAUGGGGAGCACUGGAGAGUCUCAGCCAGCUGGGUUGGCACUUCCGUGCAAAGGCCUGAGGAUGUGACGAAACUAACCCAGGCCUGCAGUGCCAGGGAUGCUGAGGCCACCAGAGGCAGCGCCCAGCAGUGCUGGCGCCACACUGUGGUGCCAGGGUGGGACCUGGGCCGGCUGCCUGCUUGGCGUGUGCCCUAACUGCCACCUGCCUCCUGGCCCCUGUGAUCUUUCUCUGUGCUCCUGGAUCUGCUUUUUUUUUUUUUUCCCCACCCAGACUCUAGCUGUGGAGUAAAACUGUAGAUGAAAAGAAGUCCCCAGUGGCCAGGGGAGAGAGGUCAAGUGACCGUGCAUGCGCAUCUCUGGCUGCACAGGCCACUCCCAUCACCAGCACUCCAGGGGAAAUAAUCCUGGUGACCCUGAUGUCAUGCUACACCCACAGCCGCAGGCCCCGAAGACCCAUACGGGCCCGGGGCAGCCUUCCUAGCACAGCUUGGCAUGUGCACAGAGCACUCGGGUGAAAGCAGCUCAGCUCAGCGAGGUCGGCACCCCCCAGGCUGCAUUCUCAGUCCACCGCAGUUGAGCAGGAAUCCACUGAUGACACUCGCUGGUGGCAGGUGGCACCCUGGCUGCUAAUGCACGUGCGGGCUCAAGGGAGGCUGGACUGGUGCAUGGGCUGGGAGAAGCUGCAGUGAGGAGCCUGACGCCAGCAGGGGCUCGGCCGUGGGCCCCCCUGCACUCACUCCAGAGAUGAUGCUGAUGAACAUUCCUAGGCUAGAGCCCUAUCAGUGCCCCUACAAAUGCAAGCGGUUUUGCCUGCUGGCUCGGGGGCAGAUGAAGCCUGGGUUCCAGGGUGCAAAUCCCCUUCUCUUUUGCUUUGUUUCCCUUGAUGAGGUCAACCGCCUUUGUUCCACCCAGGCGAGGGAGGGCUGUUUUCAUUGCAUCCUACUUGUUAGCAUUUCAUUUGUCUCUGCCCUAGAUUUCAUGGGUGAAUCUCCUGCAACAGCCAACUAGAAAACCCAAGAACAAUUUAUUUGCUAUCUAGGAAAAAAAAUCUCUGUGGGAUCAAUUAAAGAUGCUUUUUUUCCUA
Sorex araneus (European shrew) is the source of this 3918-nucleotide messenger RNA. It is a transcript of the gene FAM114A1, whose product is annotated as family with sequence similarity 114 member A1. The record is from RefSeq and is a predicted model, not a curated record. Bases 41 to 1750 code for a protein of 569 amino acids. Lineage: Eukaryota; Metazoa; Chordata; Mammalia; Eulipotyphla; Soricidae. The transcript has 14 exons.